AUGGCAGACUCCACCACUCAUCCGGUGGGCGACAACCCAUUCCUCAAACGAGCCUAUGCGCUCUCCAGCGCGGCCGACGCACGCGAUCUCUACAACGAGUGGGCAUUGGAGUACGACAAGGAUCUCGAGGCGGAGGAGUACGCCGCCCCGAGGCUCGCCGCGCAGGCGUUGGCGGAUGCGUUCGACGGCGACCGGCGAGGCGAGGCCGCCCGGCUGAGGGGCCUCCAGAUCCUGGACGCGGGCUGCGGGACGGGGCUGGUGGGCGUCGAGCUCGCGCGGUUCGGCGCCCAAACCGUCACGGGCCUGGACAUCAGCCCGGGCAUGCUGGCGGUGGCGCGCGGGACGGGCGUCUACGGCGCGCUGGAGCAGGCCGACCUGUCGGCGCCGCGUCCGAUCGCGAAGCCCGACGACUUCUUCGACGCCGUGCUCUGCGUGGGUACCCUGACGCGCGGGCACGUGGGACCGCAGGUGGUCGAGGAGUUUGUCAGGGUCGUGAAACCGGGAGGAUGCAUCGUCGCCACCGUGCUCGACGACAUCUGGGAGAGCGCCGGGUUCAGCGCCGAGGUCGAGCGCUUGAGGGCUGCUGCCGCUGGUGCCAGCAGGAUCGAGGUCUUGCGGUCGGAGGUGGUGGGGUUGAGAUCGACGACCAAUGUUGGCGGGAGGCUGCUGGUGCUUCGAAAGGUGUAGAUAUCUUGGACGAGGUUCUAUUGUCGGGUUCGCCCUGGGAAGUCCAGAAGACUGCUGUGUGUGUGUGUGUGUGUGUGUGUGUGUGUGUGUG
Molecule: messenger RNA, 778 nt
Organism: Cladophialophora immunda
Lineage: Eukaryota; Fungi; Ascomycota; Eurotiomycetes; Chaetothyriales; Herpotrichiellaceae
Exons: 1
Coding region: 1-687 (228 amino acids)
Source: RefSeq, a predicted model, not a curated record